This is a messenger RNA of Oikopleura dioica, 927 nucleotides long. The record is from the annotation of a GenBank genome assembly. NCBI's taxonomy places the organism in Eukaryota, Metazoa, Chordata, Appendicularia, Copelata, Oikopleuridae.
AUGGCGAAGAAGAUAAAGAAGAUGUUGCCAGAUGUUCGUCACCACGUUUGCAUUCGAAAACGAGACUUAGGAAAAGCCUUGUCAGCAUGCGAAAAGAGUCUUGAGUUGUCGAAGGCAGUAGCUCCAACAUGCACGUUAGAUCACGAAAACGAUUUCGACGAAAGAGAUCUUGUCCCACCAGAAGACUGCAUACCAAAAAAGCAGAUUUUCUUUUUGAAAACAUCAAAAACUGGUUCGACAACUGUCGCCCAAAUCAUCGCGCGAUUCAGCUACAACAAUCAGCUAAAAGCGCUCUUCGGUGAAGAUUCUAGUGGAAAUUUGUUGUUCGCAAACAGAACUCGCCCCUUCAAUGCGAAUGACUGCUACUUAGGAAGAGAUCUCCCAGUUUCGCAAAAAUUCGACGCCUCGUUCGUCCACCUGCGUUAUGACAGAGAUGAAGUGCGCAAAGUCAUGAAGCCAGGUUUCUCCGCCGUUUCUAUUCUACCGAGCCCGCAUGAGUUUUUGGACUUGUUUGGAUACGAGUCCCUUCCUUCCAUGUUUCUAAUGAAUCAUCAGUUUUAUUUCUUCGGAUAUCCGUCUGUUUUAUUACGGUCUAAGGAAAAAACAGAGUAUCUUGCGGAUCAAUGGAUCGAGAAAAUAUCCGAAGAGUUCGAUCUAGUGUUAAUCAUGGAGGAGAUGCUCGCUUCGUUGGCCAUUUUCAUGCUCAAGUUUUGCUGGACAUCUGGUGAUAUGAUUCAUUUCAAACUUAAUUCGAAUCCGACGAAGAAACCGAUUCUCUCCGCGAAGGCUAAGUCAGCCUUACAGGAGCUAAUUUGGGCAGAUUUCAAACUUUACAACCAUUUCAAAGACAAACUGCACUCUCACAAGGAAUAUUUUGGAGUCAAGGGAUUUGUUUUAAUUUGCCAAGAGCUGACUCUACAGAAUUAA